CGCCCCGUGAGGCCCGCAAAUCCCGAGGCGGCGAGGCUCGGGUUGUCUGGGCUGCGGGAGGUGAUGCCCCGGAAGGCAGGGAACGUGGAAGAGGCUGAGGCAGGUGCGGAGGAGGUGGGCGCCGAGGAGGUGGGCCCUGAAGAGUACGGCGGGGAGGAGUCGGGCGCCGAGGAGUCCGGCCCGGAAGAGUCUGACCCAGAGGAGCCGGGCGCCGAGGAGGAGAUGGAGGCCGGGCAGCCGCGGCCGGUGCUGCGCUCAGUGAACUCCUGUGAGCCGUCGCAGGUCAUCUUCUGCAACCGCAGCCCGCGCGUCGUGCUGCCGGUGUGGCUCAACUUCGACGGCGAGCCGCAGCCCUACCCGACGCUGCCGCCCGGCACGGGCCGCCGCAUCCACAGCUACCGAGGUCACCUUUGGCUCUUCCGAGAUGCAGGGACAUAUGAUGGGCUUCUGGUUAACCAGACUGAGCUGUUUGUGCCAUCUCUCAAUGUUGAUGGACAGCCUAUUUUUGCCAACAUCACACUGCCAGUGUAUACUCUGAAAGAGCGGUGCCUCCAGGUUGUCCGAAGCCUAGUCAAGCCUGAGAAUUACAGGAGACUGGACAUCGUGAGAUCACUCUAUGAAGAUCUGGAAGACCACCCGAAUGUAAGGAAAGACCUGGAGCGGCUGACACAGGAGCAUAUUGAAAAUCAACGGCUGGAAGGGGAGACUGAGGAUUUUAAUUGAAAUUUGCACUCCUGAGUCUGAGCCUUUGAUGGUACUGACUAGUCUUGAUCUACGCUUAGGACUGGUCACUUAUUCUCAGAUUCAAGGUGUCUCAUUCUCAGAUAAAAAAUCCUCCAUUGCUUAAAGGAAAGUUAACUGACUUCACUAGCCGUUGUGAUGUUUAGGGGCAAAUAUCACAAAAUGCAAUUUAAUGCCUGCCCCUUCUAGAAGUAUUCAUUGGGUAGUUGCAUUUUUGCCUCCUAGUAAGUCAGGAAAGUUUCUAUGUAAGGACUUUUGUGUAAGUAAUUCAAUAAGAAUUGCAGCAUAUUCUUUGAUUGUAAGAAAGCAGUGGCAUCUGCUUUUAAUUGCUGUGUUGUGGUUGGCGAUGUGUCCGCCUCCUGCUUUGAGAAGACAGAGAUGUCCUUGAGGCAGGGACAAGUCUGUCUUCUCUUUGAGACCCCAGUGCCUCACACAUUAUGAUAGCCUUCAGUCAAUGUUUGUUGAAUGAACAAACCAGUGGAUACUUUGGUAGAAAGUGUUUGGAGGUUUUGCCCUUUUUUGGGGGGGUGGGGAGGUGGGGACCUUACAGUGUAUAGAGUAAACAAAUGUUUUAAAGGGAAUCAUUUUUA
This is a messenger RNA of Leptonychotes weddellii (Weddell seal), 1331 nucleotides long. RefSeq names its product von Hippel-Lindau tumor suppressor (gene VHL). The record is from RefSeq and is a predicted model, not a curated record. Lineage: Eukaryota; Metazoa; Chordata; Mammalia; Carnivora; Phocidae.